Sesamum indicum (sesame) is the source of this 1933-nucleotide messenger RNA. Lineage: Eukaryota; Viridiplantae; Streptophyta; Magnoliopsida; Lamiales; Pedaliaceae. The record is from RefSeq and is a predicted model, not a curated record.
UCAACUAAACAGCACAUCUGGUCAAUGCAGGCUGCACACACACACACACAUGUGUGUGUGUAUGCGUUUUUAUUUAUUGUACAUGUACACAAGUUGGAGUUAUUGAAGAGUGGCGCUGCCCCCCGCCCGCCAUUAAUAUCCAUUUCUCCCAAACUUCCCUCUCCCUCUUCUUUAAGCUCCCCAGUUUCAAGCUUCAGACUAGUCAACUCUCCCUCUCUUCUCUCUCUCUCUCUCUCUCUCUCUCUCUCACACACACACACACACACACACCCAUGAAUAGAGGCACAGCGAGAUAGGAAGUCUUUUCUUGGAGAAGAACGCUCAUCUCUGCUUCUUCCUCUUGUUUGCUGAUCACUGUUCUCUACUGCCCUUCUUCAAGAAGCAGGGUGUGUCUUUCUAGUUUGCUGAGACCAAAAACUUUUCUUGCCAUGGGGAUUUGUUUUAGUGCUAGAAUCAAAGCCGACACCCCGGCUCAUACUGGCGUAAAUUCACAAUACGUUAGCUCGGAUGGGUAUGAUAUGAGCCUUGGUAGUAGCAAAAUCUCAUCAACGUCGGUUCCUCCUACUCCUCGUACUGAGGGUGAGAUCUUGCAGUCGUCUAACUUGAAGAGCUUCAGUUUUUCUGAUCUGAAGGUAGCCACCCGUAACUUUCGACCAGAUAGUGUUCUGGGAGGAGGUGGAUUUGGCUCAGUGUUUAAAGGCUGGAUCGAUGAAAAUUCAUUUACCGCUGCAAAACCUGGGACAGGCAUGAUUAUUGCAGUAAAGAAACUUCACCAAGAAAGUUAUCAGGGCCAUAGGGAGUGGUUGGCAGAAGUGAAUUAUUUGGGCCAGUUUUCCCAUCCUAAUCUUGUGAAACUUAUUGGAUACUGCUUGGAGGAUGAUCAUAGACUCUUGGUGUAUGAAUUCAUGCCUCGUGGGAGCUUAGAGAACCAUCUCUUUCGAAGGGGUUCUUAUUUCCAACCUCUUUCUUGGAGCCUUCGCCUUAAGGUUGCUCUUGGAGCUGCAAAGGGGCUUGCUUUCCUUCAUAGUGCUGAAGCAAAAGUCAUUUAUAGAGACUUCAAAACUUCUAACGUAUUGCUUGACGCGAAUUACAAUGCAAAACUCUCUGAUUUUGGAUUGGCCAAGGAUGGGCCGACUGGUGAUAAAAGUCAUGUGUCCACAAGGGUCAUGGGGACCUAUGGAUAUGCAGCUCCAGAAUAUCUAGCCACUGGUCAUUUAACUGCAAAGAGUGAUGUAUAUAGCUACGGAGUUGUGCUCCUUGAAAUACUAUCCGGCAGGAGAGCAAUUGACAAGAACAGACCACCUGGUGAGCACAAGCUUGUAGAAUGGUCCAGGCCCUACCUGGCUAACAAGCGCAAAGUCUACCGCAUUAUGGACAACCGCCUCGAAGGCCAGUACACAAUGGAUGUGGCUCAGAAGGUCGCUAACCUUGCUUCAAGAUGCAUAUCCUUAGAGCCCAGGUUGAGGCCUAAAAUGGAAGAAAUAGUGAAAGAACUUGAGCAACUUCAAGAUUCGAAUAAUAUGGACAACAAUCACAUCAAGACCCAAAAUGGAUCCAGGCAACGUAGACGAAGUGCUGGCGACGCCGGCAAUAAAAUUGCAAAUGCUGCUUAUCCACGACCGUCAGCUUCUCCACCUCAUUCAAAAUAAUACUCUUAAGAUACUCUACUGAGAAAGAGCUGUGGUUUUCCUCUUCAUUCAGAGGUGUAGCUCAGAGCGUUGGUUAUUGAUUUUAGGGAAGUAAUCGAUGACCAGUCUGUACAGUUGUUUUUGCUAGAGUAUACGCCGCUUGUAUUUCUUGUAACACGAUAUAAAUGUAAGCCUGUAAGAUGGUGAUUCUCAUAUGAGUAAGUUAGCUCUGUUGAGUUGGUGAGCAUGACUUUGUUUAACAUUUUGACAUGUAUAUUAUCAUAAAUCAGUAUAAGUUACUUGAA